Molecule: messenger RNA, 3732 nt
Organism: Schistosoma bovis
Lineage: Eukaryota; Metazoa; Platyhelminthes; Trematoda; Strigeidida; Schistosomatidae
Source: the annotation of a GenBank genome assembly
GUUUUACUAAAGAGCGGUUUUCUAUUGGUGUAUGUUAAAAAUAUGACCAACCAGUUGUUACUCAAAUGCACGGGAUCUGCAUUUUGAUUCUGAGAGUGGAAUGUUAACACAGCAAACCAACCAGACCUCUACUAGUAACCGAGGUCAUCGAGGGUCUGGUACAACUUCUCAGAAAAAAGAAGAACGUCAACAUUCAGGAAAGCAGAAUAAUAUGCAACAAGAUGCACCACGUUCUUCACGGGAAGGAAAUACGCUGCUGGUCGGUCCAAAUUUCCGUGUUGGAAAGAAGAUUGGUUGUGGGAACUUUGGGGAACUUCGUCUUGGUCGUAAUUUGUAUACCAAUGAAUAUGUUGCCAUUAAACUUGAACCGAUGAAAACUCGUGCUCCCCAAUUGCAUUUAGAGUAUCGAUUCUAUCGUAUACUUCUAAGUGGUGGUGUUGUUGGAUUUCCAAUGGUUUAUUAUUUUGGACCAGUAGGCCGACAUAAUGCGCUUGUAAUGGAAUUGCUUGGUCCAUCUUUAGAAGAUCUAUUUGAAUCAUGUAAACGUCAGUUCUCUUUGAAAACUGUACUGAUGAUAGCAAUCCAGCUGCUUCGACGUAUUGAAUAUGUACAUUCAAAGCAUUUAAUAUAUCGUGAUGUUAAACCAGAGAAUUUUCUUAUUGGACGUCAAUAUUAUAAUAGACAUCGUACUAUAUAUAUCAUUGAUUUUGGUUUAGCUAAAGAAUAUAUUGAUCCAGAAACUCAAAAACACAUUCCUUAUCGUGAACAUAAAAGUCUUACUGGUACUGCACGUUAUAUGAGUAUUAAUACACAUUUAGGCAAAGAACAAUCUCGACGUGAUGAUUUAGAGGCCUUAGGUCAUAUGUUUUUAUAUUUUCUACGUGGUAGUCUACCUUGGCAAGGUUUAAAAGCUGAAAAUCUACGUGAACGUUAUCAGAAAAUUGGUGAUACAAAACGUGCAACUCCUAUUGAUGUUUUAUGUCAUGGUUACCCCGAAAUGGCUACCUAUUUACGAUAUGUUCGAAGUUUAGAUUUUUUUGAAGAACCUAACUAUGAGUAUUUACGUUGGGGAUUUACUGAUUUAAUGCAAAGAAAAGGUUGGGAAUGUGAUUGGGAAUUCGAUUGGUGCAGUCGACCGUUACCUGGAUCUAAACCUCCAGGAUCUACACAUACAUCUGGCGGACAGGCAGUAAAUCCACCAUUAACUAACGUUCCUGCUGGGAAUGCUAGUUGUAUGAAUAAUGGUGUACAAAACACAUCUGGACUUACUUCUCCUACUCAUCAUCCAGUGAAUGGUAAUCAACAAAGUCCUGGUGUUAAUGGUGGUCAUCAUGCAAUGGGAUUAACUGGAACACCUUUAUUAGAUCCUGGUACAUCUCAUUGGCCACCUACUGGACAAUCAAAUAAUGUACCUAGUUAUAUCAAUGAAGAUGGCGGUACAUCACCAAAUGAAUUAAGAUAUAAAGUUGAUGAAUAUUUACCUUCCUAUUUUGGUCAGCAAACAACAAAUCAAACUAUUAUGCAUACCGGUCUUCUUGGUGCUAAUAAAAUUGGUUCACCUAAUGACGGUAUUGUAGAUGAUGUUGGACCUACUGGUGUUGGCGGCGGUGGUGCUAUGCCCACUUCAAACUCUAGUGGUUUGCCAUAUGGUGGCGGUGGUGCUGUAUCCGGUACAAAUGCCGGUGGUACACAUAUUCGGAAUAUAACCGGUUUAUACAGUGGCGGUGGUCCAGAAGAAACUAUGGCUCGAGAUAUUGAUGACAAUUUAGGCAUGGGAGUUGGCAUGACAACAACAGAAUCAUCACCUGAAAAUGUAGCUGGCGCUGAACAAGAUGAUAUACAAAGUCAAUCAGGUUGUUGUGGCUGCUUUGGUCAACGGUCUAAAAAUCGACGUCUUCGAUCUCAGUUUAUCUAGUAUUUCUACUAUCGUCUGGUAUCCGUGUCUGUCUCAUCCAGAAAAGAGUUAUGGUAACGACGAUGAUGCUCAUGUUUGUAUGUGUGUUUAUACGUGUUUGUAAUUCCAAUGUGUUAUUAUUGCUUUGAUACAUUUUGAUAUUUUCCGUUGAAUAAUUUGAACGGUGUAUUAUUAUGAUUAUUAUUGUUGCUAUAGCUACUAUUGUAUUAUAAUAAUGUAUAUGUGUUUGUACACAUGAUAUUUGCUUCGCCUUUCUCUCGUUUUGUUCCUUUCGUGUUUUGUUUUUUUUCCACAUUACAAUACCUAUAAUUGUGACAUAAUCGUGUCGUAUAAUGAAUUAUUUCAUGUCCUGUUCUGGCCUCCUCACCUUUAUGUUAUCGUUUUAGCAUUUACUGGAUACUACUACUAAUACUACUAUUACUACUACUGAUAACAACAAUGUAGUAACCACCGACAUAUUGGAUAAGACAGUUAAUAAUGACCGGAUAAAAAUUCAUUGGAUACAUAAACCUUUUUUUGCUAAAAAUAAAAAUCUCAGGAUUUAUCUAUUCAUUGUGUUUCUCUCUCCCCCUUCCCCCCUUUUUUCUUGAUUUUAUUUUAUCUCAGCAAUAAGUCUUUUUGAUAAUUCAUUAUUUCUUUAUCCGUUUGUGUUGUUUUUUUUCUUUUUUUUUGUUUUCCUUACGAAACAGCUUUUCAUUUUUGUAUAAUCUACGUGUAUGGAUGAUGUAAUAAUGAUAUCGAGUUGUUUUUCCCUUCUUUCUUUCUUUCUUUUCAUAGAGAUCGGUGAAAUAGUGUUGGUGUUUGUUUUUUUUUGAAAUAAUUUUUUUGUGUGCCCAUUUAUCAUUUAUACACAAAUACAUCAUUACCCCUAUUAGAGUUGUGUCUUUCAAAGUGGCCUUUUUCAUUAUUCUCUCAUUAUUAUUCUAUACAACAUGUACAUAUUAAAGGAUAGAUGAAGAUUAAAUGAGAGAGUUUAUAAUAUGAUAGAAUGAUCGCCUUCUAUUUCUCCACUUUCAAUUUUUCCCGUUUUUUCUUUUCUUUCUUUCUUUCUCUCUUCCUCUCUCUCUCCCUCUCCUUGUAUGUGUUUUUCUUGUUACGUCAUAAUUCCAACUACAUUCAUACAUCUAAUAUGUCCUAUGUGUAAAGUCUCAUUGUUCAAUACCGAAGAAUUAAGUAUAUAGGUAAACAUACAAAAAAAAGUGUGUAAUUACAAAGAACUGUUCUUUUCCUUUUUUUUUCUGUUUAGGGGUUUUUAAGGUGUGUGUGUGUGUGUUCCCACUUACUCACUCUCUCAUACACACACGCACACACACUAACAGACAAACAAACAUUAUUCUUGAAUAUUAUUUUGACUACCAUUGUUUAUUAUUAUUGUGUAAUCCUAUGUCUUUGUUCUAUACUUGUAUUAUUUUGUGUGGUUUUCUUUUUGUAAUAGGUUACACAAUAUUUUCUGAGCAUAGAAACGACGACAUUUCAUUUUUCAGUCGUAUCAAUUGUUGUUUUAUGGAAUCAUUCUUGUCUAAGAAGAGAAUGUUGUUUUGUUUUUGUAUUCUUUUUCUCUUUCUUUCUUUCUUUCUUUCUUUUCUUUUAACCGAUUGACAAUUCUCUCAAGAAUACGCCUUUUUUUAAAAUAUACAUCCCUAUACUGUUUAACGGUUUUCUUUAAGGAUAGUGAAUUCAGUCAUGUUAUUAUUGUUUCCUUCAUUUCUUUCUCUCUCUCUCUCUCUCUCUCACAAGUAGAUAUCAUUGUUAUUUUGUUAUUGUUCUAAAUCAUUUUACGCUUUCAUGAAUGAAUAUUAUCUCUAUGGCUCAUUAUG